Drosophila mojavensis is the source of this 2731-nucleotide messenger RNA. It is a transcript of the gene Egfrap, whose product is annotated as tensin homolog. The record is from RefSeq and is a predicted model, not a curated record. NCBI's taxonomy places the organism in Eukaryota, Metazoa, Arthropoda, Insecta, Diptera, Drosophilidae. The transcript has 4 exons. Bases 1466 to 2230 code for a protein of 254 amino acids.
CGAGGCAAAAGUUUUCUGCCAACUAAGCGACAGACAAAGGGCGGAGAGUCUCUGGGGAGAUAGACAAAAGGUGGAGAGAAAGGACCAAAUCAAAUGCCGGCACAAACAACUUGGAAUGCACUCACUGAGAGUGCUCCACUUGAAAAUACCCUAUAGGAAAACAUAAACAGAGAGCAAGUUGUUGUUGUUGCCUUGGAUGAAGAGGCGUAUAUAAUCGCAUAUAUACCCAAUACCAAUACGAAAUAUUUACUGUUACAUAUGCAGGCGUUAGCUGGCCAUCGCCUUAGCGCUAGCUACAGGGUAUUGCAAAGCUGUACUUUGCCAAACGCUUGCAACUUAGGACACGCCCCCAGCCCGAUUGUUCCAUUGUUCCCAUUAUGCCUACCUUUUCUGCCUGCGCUCUGCAGCAUCUUCGGCCUCUCUUGCUCUUCUCCACUUGUUUUCAUCUCUGCUCGUUGUCGAUUCUCCCACUGCAUUGCAUUUUUUAUAUUUACGCCUUUUUCUAGCAGUUGUCAGCCGGAUUUGUCGAGCAUCGCCUGCCGACUGCCACUUGGGCGCAUUGUCUUGUUGAGGAUUUUGCAUAUUGCGAGGUCUUUUCCAAUGUCAUUAGCAUAAUGGGGCCAUUAGGUUGCCACCCGACCCCCUCCGACCAACCCCUUGACACUGAUUGCAUGCUUAACGAUAAAGCAGCUCUGACUGCCAAUUCAAUUAGCUGCAAUUGCGAAAUGAUGCACAGCAGCAGCAAGAGUAGCUCUCUUAAAGCCGAAACGGGGCAUUCUAUCUAAAUUUUAAAUCUUUUAUCUUCUAGAAGCUCUAACAAAGUAGAGUGCUUGGCUAGGGGACAACCUGCAAGGUUUCUUAUGCGAGUGCUACCUUAAUCAAAAAUACAUACUUCUUAUAUAAACAUAAGAAAUACUUAUCUACAAAGUCAACUUCUACAAAAGCCUCAUUAUGUUAACUAUAUAAUGUUGCUAUUCAUGAGUCUGAUAAAGUGGACUUAGCUCGGCUUGAAGCUCAUUGAGCUAAAUGCCACAUCAAAAGCGAAUUUCGGUGGCUACAUAAAAUCAACAUAAUUAUUGCAAAUUAGGUAAAUAACUUAUAAAAUGGGGGAUAAGAGGAAUGAAUGGCGGAACUGGGAAGAAGCCAGUCAACACUUGAGCGGAACUGUUUACUAAUUGGAAACGCUUUAAAUGCCGCCCUACAAGCAGGCAAAAGUUUUUGCUUUAACUCAUUUCAAAGUAAUUUACCGCAGCCCCAAAAACCAAAGCAACUUCCAGUUGGGGGUCGACAGCUUGGCGAGAGGUGGCUUCAGUGGUCGAGAGGGAGUGUGGCAUGUGGGGUGCGGGAAGUAGGAACGACAUAGUUAACAUUUUAUUAGUAACCAAAAAUGUAACACAUCAAUUUUCAAUUCAAUUUCAAUUUUCAAGGCGUUUUCCUGCCAAGAUACCAUGUGAAACGCCUCACCAUGGGCAUUGGACUGCUGCGUGGCACUGAGGACAGCCGCCCCCUGGUCCACAACACGUGCUCCUCCUCCCUGAACUCGGGCUCAUCGCAGACCAUAUCGGAUGGCUAUGUGAACGAGGCCAUCUGCGAGCCGGACAAGUAUGUGGCUAGCAAAUUCGGUGACUCCUGUCGCCAGUCGCUGACGGCUCUGGAAACGGCCACUCAGCGCUUACAGUCAGAGCUACCCAACAGCAAGAAAUAUUUGAGGGAAACAUGCAGCGCCAACUCCAGUCCGAAACUGUUUGCAGCGAGUUCCCCCUUGCGCCUGGACAACCUCAGCCUGGCCGAACAGCAGGAGCUGAAGGGUGCCGCCUGGUAUCAGGCGGGCAUACCCAGGGAGAUCUCACUGGAAGUGCUAUCCCGCCAGAGUCCAGGCGCAUUCCUAGUGCGCCAAAGCAGCACCAAGCCGGGCUGCUUUGCAUUAUCCCUCCGUGUGCCACCACCCGCGCCACGCGUGGCACACUACCUGAUACUGCGAACCCAGCGCGGCUAUAAGAUCAAGGGCUUCACCAAGGAGUUUAGUUCGCUGCGAGCAUUGAUCACGCAUCAUUCGGUAAUGCCAGAGUUGUUGCCUGUGCCACUCACCCUGCCACGCCCCCCGCAUAUACGCGCCCACACACAAAACUAUGGCCACGGGGGCGGAAACGGAAAUGGGGGUGGAGGGGACUUUGAGAUGUACGGAUCGCUGAAUGAUUUUCGCAAAAUGAUGGCCGAUUUGAAUGUGUGACACAGCGGCAGGCAUGAUGAAAGCGGGAGCAGCUAAUUAAUUAAGUAAUUAUUGGCAUAUUGAUUGAAUUAAGCUCGCAAUCGGGAGUCGGGACAGGAUGACAAACUGAUUAAUUUGCCUAAUUGGCUGUGCUGGCGGUUGACGUAGCGACAGAAAACAGAAAAAAAAUAACAAGGAAAUAGCCCAAAACCCAAACACAAAAAGAAAAAAAAACAGCGUCGUAAAAAAUUAUAAUACAAAAUCCAUUGAACUGAGAGAGGGACGAAACAAAAAACAACAAAGUAUGCAACAUGAAAUCCCUAUGAAUCAAAAUUCCAAAAGUCCAAUGCUAUUAUUUUGCACAUUAAUACGCACUGUCUUUCUGGGGAAAACGGGUAUACGCGGUCGCUUUAAAGUUUUCUUUUAUUAUACUAAAUCCACAAAUAUCCAUAUUGUAUAAAAUUAUACGAUAUAUACCUUGAAGUGUAGUCUAAAGUAUAAGAGUAUAGAUCGAAAGAAUUA